CUCUUCCUUCUUUUGUUUUUCCAUUCUCCCUUUUAUCAUGUCUAGAUUACUUUUUGGAAGUUUCAAACCUCAAUACCAACGUCAUUUUAAUCGAUCUGCUAUACGUUUAUUUACGAAUGCUCAACAGUAUGAUGCUCUUGUAAUUGGUGCCUAUACGGACGGAAAGAAUGUCGUGUUACCAGCCGCCAAAGAUAUUACUUCUGCCACUCAGUCUCGUUUGACCGAACAAUUAAUUGUUUCUAACUUCAAAAAAGCAGGUGAUGUACGUAUACUUUAUAAUAUCGGUGGUGUUCAACAAGUUGCUGUGGUAUCUCUUGGACCUGUACCUUCAACAAGCAAUAAAACAAAUCCAAUCACUCGUCGUGCUCAAGUCUUGGAAACAGCUCGGAACGCGACAGCAUUAGGUAUUCAAGCAUUAAAGGAACGUCAAGUGAAAACUGUUGGUGUAGAUAUCUCAGUGAGUGGACAUGGAGCAGCUGAAGGUGCAAUAUUAGCCCAAUUUUCAUUUGACAAACUCAAAAUGGAAAAAUCACGUCAAGCAGAAAUGCAAGUACUUCCUUUCUCCACUACAACCGAUGACAAUGAUCAGGAUGAUUUGAACUGGGAAUCUGGGCAUAUCUAUGGUACUUCUCAAAAUCUGGCGCGUAUGCUUAUGACUUCUCCUUCCAAUUUGAUGACUCCCAAAUUAUUCUCAGAAGAGGUGGCCUACUUAUUGGCUGGUCUUGAAAACACUGAAGUCAUUGUUCAUGAUGAAGAAUGGGCUGCUAAACUCAAUAUGAAUUCUUUCUUAUCCGUUGCAAAAGGAAGUCAAGAACCUCUACGAUUUUUAGAAAUUCGUUAUAAUGGUGGUCAUCCUGAUGAAAAGCCAUAUGCACUUGUUGGUAAAGGUGUAACAUUUGAUGCGGGAGGUAUUUCCUUGAAACCAUCCAACAAUAUGGCAUUAAUGAAAGGAGAUAUGGGAGGUGCUGCUACCGUUGCUGGGGCUAUGUAUGGUAUUAUCAAGAUGGGGUUACCUGUGAAUGUGGUUGCUGUUACACCUUUAUGUGAAAAUAUGCCAGAUGGAAAAGCUACUAAACCAGGGGAUGUGAUCAAGGCCAUGAAUGGAAAAUCAAUUGAAGUGAUUGAUACGGAUGCUGAAGGACGAUUGAUUUUGGCGGAUGCUUUGUACUACCUCAGUUCUACUUAUUCACCAAGAAGUAUCAUUGAUCUGGCUACAUUGACAGGUGCUAUGGAUGUUGCCUUGGGUGAAGUUCAUGCUGGUGUGUUUACAAAUUCAAAUGAACUUUGGAGACAAUUGAAUGUGGCAGGUGAAUUGGUAUCGGAUCCAUUCUGGCGUAUGCCUCUUCACAAAGGUUAUCUCAAGGAAAUGCAACAAUCUACAGUGGCAGAUUUUAAUAAUCUUGGUAAAGGACGAUCUGGUGGUGCUUGUUCAGCAGCAGCUUUUUUGAAGGAAUUUGUGGCAGGAUUGGAAUCGGAUAAUGAUCAAGACAAAGAACAUCAUCAAGAUAGUGUGGAUUGGGCUCAUAUUGAUAUUGCAGGUGUAAUGGAUAGUCAAACUACUCAAGGAUAUCAUAUUAAAGGAAUGAGUGGACGACCUACUAGAGCUUUGAUUGAAUAUAUUCGACUUGGUAGCAAUGAUCAAUGAUUACUAUAUAAUAUUUUGUUAUUUAUUGAAAUGAUGAAAUAAAAGAUUAUUGGUGGUACAAAAGUUA
Messenger RNA from Halteromyces radiatus, 1712 nucleotides. Its product is annotated as cytosol aminopeptidase family, catalytic domain-containing protein. Gene Ontology annotation, cellular component: cytoplasm. The record is from RefSeq and is a predicted model, not a curated record. The transcript has 6 exons. Lineage: Eukaryota; Fungi; Mucoromycota; Mucoromycetes; Mucorales; Cunninghamellaceae. Bases 38 to 1645 code for a protein of 535 amino acids. Gene Ontology annotation, molecular function: manganese ion binding; metalloaminopeptidase activity. Gene Ontology annotation, biological process: proteolysis.